AUGUGGAUUCUUUUAGUCGUUUUGGCCUGUGAUGCAGCACUUGUAAGUGUGGUAGAGACGUUUAGACAUGGAGCCAGGUCUCCAGUGAAGCAAUUUUCAUGGGAUAACGCUGUUUGGCCACAAGGCUACGGAGAAUUAACUCCUGAAGGAAUGAGGCAGCAUUACUUAAACGGGGUGGAAUUUAGAAGAAGAUAUAUAGAAACAGCUCAGCUCUUAGGCCCAAACUACAGUGUUGAAGAUGUUUAUGUCCGCUCAACUAACUUGAAUAGAACUCUCAUGAGUGCUGAAAGCCAGCUAUUUGGUCUUUUCCCACAAGGCGCUGCUAUAAAAAAUCAAUUUUUAGCUCAAAAAGCAGUCCCUCCUAUUCAAGUUUCAGGAUUAGCUAAUGCCCAAGCGGAGCUUGGGCUAAAUGCUGUAGCUAACAGAUAUCAAAUGAUUCCUAUAAACACAGUAACUGAACCAUAUGAUAACAUGCUCAGCGGCUAUCGUCUUGCAAAUUGCCCAAGAUUUGCAGAAAUCCAAACAGAGCAGCAAGGCACCUCGACCUAUGAAAGAAAAGUGACCCAAUACAACGACGGCCUCCAGCAGCAGGUUUUAGAAGUUUUCAAGGUAAAUGCUACUUUUUCUGAGUGCGGGGUGUUCAGUGAUACCUUGCACUCUAUGAAAUUCCAUGGGUAUGAUUGGCCUGCUGGAGUUACUGAAGAAAUGUACAAUUCUAUGGAAGAAGUCCUCACUUAUCAGUAUUCCUAUUAUUGGACCUCAGAAGCAACAAGUCUUUCGUCUACUGAAUUUAUGGAGGCUAUUUUCAGUCAGUUUGAUUCUACCAUUAAUGGGACAGCAGCUCCCAAAAUGUCCUUAUACUCUACCCACGAUGUUACCUUGAUUGGAUUUUUGAUAUUUUUGGGGAUUUGGGAUAACAUCAACCCUCCUUAUGCUUCAUCUCUCAUUUUUGAGCUAUACGACAAUAAUGAUGUAUACCAAAUACAAGUCUUAUACAAUGAUGUCUUGCAGACAAUUCCUGGCUGUGGAAAUCCUUGUACAUAUCAAAGUUUCAAAAAUCUAAUUACCCCAAAGCUAACUCCUGACGUAAGAAAAGCUUGCCAGCUGCAAGGAAGUACGACUGAGUUUGACCUCGAUCCUUUAUCAGUAAUUUAUCAAUAUACUUAA
Blepharisma stoltei is the source of this 1167-nucleotide messenger RNA. The record is from the annotation of a GenBank genome assembly. NCBI's taxonomy places the organism in Eukaryota, Ciliophora, Heterotrichea, Heterotrichida, Blepharismidae.